Messenger RNA from Candidula unifasciata, 247 nucleotides. NCBI's taxonomy places the organism in Eukaryota, Metazoa, Mollusca, Gastropoda, Stylommatophora, Geomitridae. The record is from the annotation of a GenBank genome assembly.
AUGGAGCUGUACAUAGAGACAUUAACUGGCACAGCCUUUGAACUUCGCGUGUCGCCUUUCGAGACAGUUAUGUCAGUGAAAGCGAAGAUUCAAAGGCUUGAAGGUAUUCCCAUAUCUCACCAACAUCUCAUCUGGCAGUCCACGGAGCUGGAAGACGACUUCUGCCUGCAUGACUACAACAUCCACAGUGGUGCCACCCUCAAGCUGGUCCUGGCUGUCAGGGGAGGUCCAAUCAACACACGGAGAA